AUGACUGCUCGCGCCCCCUUAGUGGUUCCCGCGCUCACGAAGCACACCGCAACGGUGAUCAUGGCCCACGGCCUCGGCGAUAGCGGUGCUGGCUGGAUGGCCCUUGCCCAUAACUGGCGCCGCCGCGGCAAGUUCGACGAGGUCGCUUUCAUCUUCCCCAAUGCGCCCAACAUCCCGAUCACAGUGAAUAUGGGCCUGGCCAUGCCUGGCUGGUACGACAUUGCCCACCUUGGCCGCGAUGUAAACACCCCUCUCCGCACUCCUUGUCCACAAAAAUGCUCCCCAAACCAAACAAAGGAUCCGCUAACCGUCCGAUUCUUUCCAUUCCAGCUCGACUUCGAAGACAACGUCCGUAGCCAAGAUGAGCCCGGCAUCCUGCACUCGCGCGACUACUUCAACUCAUUGAUCAAGGAGCAGACCGACAAGGGAAUCAAGCCCUCGCGCAUCGUGCUGGGCGGGUUUUCGCAGGGCGGCGCGAUGUCCGUGUUCACGGGUGUCACGGCUAAGGAGAAGCUGGGCGGUGUGUUCGGACUGUCGUGCUACCUGCUGCUGAGCGAUCGCAUCAAGAAUUUCGUGCCCGAGGAGUGGCCGAACAAGAAGACGCCGUUCUUCCUGGGACACGGCGACGAGGACGAGGUGGUCAAGUAUGCGUACGGCGAGCGGUCGGCGAAGAUGCUGAAGGAGAUUGGGCUGGAGGAUGUCUCGUUCAACACCUACCCCGGUCUUGGUCACAGCGCGGAUCCGGACGAGGUCAGUGACCUCGAGAAGUUCCUGGAGAAGACGAUUCCCCCGGAGGGCGAUGGCCGGGCGUCGUCCGGAUUAUGA
This is a messenger RNA of Penicillium canariense, 825 nucleotides long. Its product is annotated as palmitoyl-(protein) hydrolase. Gene Ontology annotation, molecular function: palmitoyl-(protein) hydrolase activity; carboxylic ester hydrolase activity. The record is from RefSeq and is a predicted model, not a curated record. Lineage: Eukaryota; Fungi; Ascomycota; Eurotiomycetes; Eurotiales; Aspergillaceae. Gene Ontology annotation, biological process: protein depalmitoylation. The transcript has 5 exons. Bases 1 to 825 code for a protein of 274 amino acids. Gene Ontology annotation, cellular component: cytoplasm.